AGAGAGAGACGUCUAAAAACACUGAUAGUUAUCAUCGACCCACACCGUCAAGAAACUGACGAUCCAGAGCGAAGAUUCUGAAAAAAUUUAGUUUCAAAACUUUAGAUACCAUUUAUUGAAUACAUAAAGCACGUUGUUUGUUCAUUUGUUUAAUAAUCUCUGUAGAAAUUUUUGUAGAUCAUAAUUGUGCAUGAAAUUGAGGAUAUUGGCUAAAAAAAUUUCACUUUAGGGAUGAGACCACAAUUUCCGACGAUCUCUGCCAACGCAAGUGGCGAAGACAAAGGGGCCGUUUGGAUCCAGACGGCCCAGAUCCAAAUUGGGACAUUCGGAUUUCGUACAGCCAAGAUGUCUAGGCUGUCUAGAUCCAGACGUUUGAUCCAAGCGGAGGCCUCAAUAGCCUUGACUGCAGGGUUUCCAGGCGAUUCACUUAUUGGCGAAGAAGUAGAUGCUGAGGUGGUUAAAGUUGUGGGCGGAAUAGAGCAGGAUAAUUAUAUAUUGAUUAGGAAUCAUAUAAUUUCUAGGUGGCGUGAUAACUUGUCCAAAUGGCUGACUAAGGAUAUGUUUGUGGAUUGUAUUCCAAAACAUUGUCGGGCACUUUUGGACUCUGCAUAUGAUUUCUUGGUUUUGCAUGGGUAUAUUAAUUUUGGGGUGGCACCUGCAAUAAAGGAGAGAAUUCCAUUGAAACCAAGUAAGCGAAGUGUGAUUGUGAUAGGGGCCGGGCUUGCCGGAUUGGCUGCUGCAAGGCAGUUGAUGACUUUCGGAUUUAAGGUGACCGUUUUGGAAGGGAGGAAGCGUGCAGGUGGCAGGGUUUACUCGAAGAAGUUGGAGGGUAAGAAUAUGAUGGCAGCUGCGGACUUGGGCGGGAGUGUGUUGACAAGUACAUUGGGAAAUCCACUUGGGAUUUUGGCAAGGCAGUUGUCAUAUACACUUCAUAAAGUGAGGGUUAGGUGUCCGCUUUACAGAGUGGACGGGAAACCUGUGGACCCUAUUUUGGAUGACAAAAUGGAGAAUGCUUAUAAUCAACUUUUGGAUAAGGUAAGCAUACUGAGGAAUUUGAUGGGAGACGUUUCACAGGUUGUUUCUCUUGGGGCUGCAUUGGAGUCAUUUUGGCAGGUCAGUGGGGAUGUCGCUAGUGAAGAAGAGAUGAAAUUGUUCCAUUGGCAUCUUGCAAACUUGGAAUAUGCAAAUGCAGGUUUGAUUUCGAAAAUAUCACUUGCAUUUUGGGAUCAAGACGAUCAAUAUGAUAUGGGAGGGGAGCACUGCUUUCUCACUGGAGGAAAUGGAAGACUGGUUGAAGCAUUGGUGGAUAAUGUUCCAAUUCUUUACGAGAAAACUGUGCAAGCUAUUAAUUAUAGCAGUGAUGGAGUGCAGGUUUUUUCUGGGAAUCAGGUUUAUGAGUGUGAUAUGGCUCUUUGCACUGUUCCACUUGGGGUUUUGAAAAGUGGUUCCAUCAAGUUUGUCCCCGAGUUGCCCCAGAGGAAGCUUGAUGCAAUAAAGAGGUUGGGAUUUGGCCUGUUAAACAAGGUUGUGAUGCUAUUUCCGGAAGUCUUUUGGGGCCCUGAUCUUGAUACAUUUGGGCAUCUCACUGAUGAUCCUAGCUCCCGUGGGGAGUUCUUUCUUUUCUACAGCUAUGCAACUGUAGCUGGUGGUCCUGUCUUGAUUGCUUUAGUAGCAGGAGAAGCUGCUCUCAAGUUUGAGACCAUGCCCCUUCCAGAUGCCGUGGAGAAGGUGCUUCAGAUUCUUAAAGUUGGUGCAUCAGGAGAUGAUUAUGAUAUUAUUGCAGAAAGCGUGGGAGAAGGGAGGCUUUUCUUUGCUGGCGAAGCUACAAGCAAGCUCUAUCCUGCAACUAUGCAUGGUGCUUUCCUUAGUGGGUUCAGAGAAGCUGCCAACAUGGCGAAUUGUGCUAAAGCUAGAGCUGAGAAUGUAAAAAUGCAGGAAAAUCCAUCAAAUAAUGCAUAUGUUUGUGUUUCUGUUCUUGCAGGUUUAUUCAGGGACCCUGAUCUGGAAUUUGGUAGCUAUUCUAUAAUUUUUGGUAGAAAAAAUUUUGAUUCAACGGCAAUUUUAAGGGUCUCAUUUAGUGUGUCAAGAAAAAAGACUGAUCAGCAGCAUUCUAACCGAUUACCUUUUGAGCAUCUUCAUCGGCAUUUUAAUCGGCAGCAGGAGUUUCAUCUUUAUACCCUGUUAUCUAAACAGCAAGCUCUGGAUCUGAGAGAGGUGAGAGGGGGUGAUGCAAUGAGGCUGAAUUACCUUUGCGUGACGCUUGGAGUUAAACUCAUUGGGAGAAAAGGUUUGGGGCCAGCUGCAGUUUCUGUUAUUGCUUCAAUAAAGGCUGAGAGGAGCGAAGGCAGACCAUCAAGUUCUCUGAAUCCUGGUAAAUUGAAAUCAAAUGCAGCUUCUACGAAACAGAAGCUGAAUAGAAAGGCUAAAAUUAUCGGUUACAAGAACAGAUUUCCAAAUGCAAAAGUUGGCAUUAAAGUUGUUGGUUGCAUUAGUUCUACUUGAUUAAAUCUUGGUGUGGAAUCUUUAGAAGAAGUGGGCAACAGUAAGGGUUUGCUUUUGACUCAUCCAAGAUCAGAUGUUGGGGUAAUAUCAUUAAGCAGUAAUAGUAACUUGGCUCCUGCACAUUCAAAUUUUGGUGCUAAGUUAGUGGAUGAUAGCAGCAUUUCAAUCCUCAGAAUUUGGACCAUCAUAAUGGCUUGAGGCCUCCUUCAAGUACAAAUUUUGGAGCAAGGGCAUUUAGCAGCAAUAACAGUCAGGUAAAGGUUCCUCCAAAUUCAGAUGUAGGUACGAUGUUGGUGAGAAAUAUUGGUAGUUCUAGCCCUCAGAAUCUUGGCCAUAGUUGUGGUUUGACUCCAAGUUCAAAUAUUGGCACAAGAACAUAAAAAAGCUUUCAAAGCAUUGAUCACGGUAGUGGUUCAACUCCAAGUCCAAAUAUUGGCACAAGAGCACUACGCAGCAUUCAAAAUGCUGACCAUAGUAGAGGUUCACCUCCAAGUAGAAGUAUUGGGACAGGAGCAUUAAGUAGCCCCUGCAUCUUUGCUAUAGUAGUGCUUCAACUCCAAGUUCAAAUAUUGGCAUAAGAGCAUUAAGUAGAGUUCAGAAUCUUCCACAACAGUGGUUCAAUUCCAUGUUCAAAUAUUGGCACAAGGGCAUUUAGUAGCCGUCAAAAUCUUUAACAUGGUACUGAUUUGACUCCAAGUUCAGAUAUUGGCACAAGAGCAUUAAGUAGCAUUAACAGUUUCUAUCUUACAGAUAUAAAUAUUGGUGAGUUGGUAGCCAUUACUGGUGGCUCUAAACCUGAGCAUCAUGAGUGAUGGCUCUAUUUCUAUGCCCAAGUAUUGGGACAACAUCAUUAAACAGUAAUAGCAGCCUGAUGCCUCCAACUUCAUAUUUCUCUAGUUCUAACCCUCAAAAUUGUGCAGGGAAAAUUUCAAAAAGUCAUAGAGCCUGUUGGGGAGUGAUUUUGAGAAUUGAUUUUUUGACCGUUAGGAGAAAAGUGGGGUCCACUUGUGAGAGAAGAAGUCAAAUAUGACGGCUGGAAUAGUGAAAUAACGGUCAAAAAAUCAAUUUUUUGGAAUGAAAAAAUCGCUCCGAAACAGGCUCAUAAUGAUAUCUCUACUGAAGAGAAUAUCUUUGAAGAGAUUAUAAAUGAACUUCUUUCCCCUUUCAGUACAAGCUCUAGCAUUUGGCAGUUUACGUAUAAAUUGUAGUAGCUGAGAUUGUCGUAUCUUGGCUCGUUUAUUUCUGGUAAGUUUUAAUUUGCCCAUUGUAUAUGUUUCACUUUAUACAUUUCUAAUGAGCUUUCACGCUAAUCAUAAACCCAUAAGGUCCGCCCUUUUUUGGCCUCCAAGUUGUUGAAUUUUGUCGGUAAAACUUAAUUUCUUUGUCAAUCUGUCCUUAUUCAACAAUUAAGCCUAUGUUUGGUCCCCAUUUUUCCAAAAUCUCAUUUUCAACUACACAGUCUCCUAUAAAAUAAUUUUACACGCAAAUUUAAAACUUUUACUUACCCUUUAAUCACAAAUUCUCCGACAAAACACUAUUCUAUAAUUCAUUUUGGCCAAAAAAUGGGGCUCAAACAAGGGCUAAGUAUCUAAACAUUUAUCUGCACCCACUACACAAUUUGCUAUUAUUCAGAGUGGGAAGCAUUCAUUUAAAGCCAUUUGAGAUUUGCACUAGUAUCUUGUUGAGGGUUUUAUAAUUCCUCUAAUUGUGCAUUACGCCAUGUAAGUAGAUAGUCCACUUGAACUAAUGAUCCUUGGUAAUAGGAAAAUUAAGUGAAAUGAAUAUGCUUUCAUUGUUCUGUUUUUGGCAACUAACGUGGUAAUAUUAUUACCUAGCAUAAUUAAUGAUAUUGAAAGUUGUCAAAUAUUUUCUUGUGUGGUCCAUAUGAUAGAGUUCAUAGCUCUACACCAUCAUAUUUGCUUAGCCAAUUAAAUGAAGUCCACUUGAACGUAGAUUUACCCUGAAGAAUUCUGGCAGGUAAAGAUUUGAAAAGAAAGCUACAAGUCCAUUUCUCCAUAUUAUUUGAUCAGGCCCAAAAGGUUUUCCUUUUAUAUAUUUCUUUUCUUUUCUGUUAUUGUAUUAAUAAUUACCUUCUGGCAUCAUCUAUUGUGAAAGCUUACAACUGUAGGAGCUCGUGGAUGGAUUUUCUUCUAGCUACUUAUUUCAAUGACUAAAGAAUUGCAGUGCGACUUUUGUAUACAGGACUUGCGCCUUUCAGUUUCCAGUAUGAAGAAUGCAAUGAUAUGGACGUAGUUUUAGGAGAUCAGAGUAUAAUCUUUGAUUAUCUUCCUGUUAGUUAUAGACUGCAGAUUGUUAACAUUGUAAUUAUCAACUCUAUUUCGUACCCUCUAGCUUCAUUUGUCGACUCCAAUAUGUUUUUUCCCUUAUCUCUAGUGCUUUUUUUUUUUAUUAUUAUUAUUAUUUUUUUUUUGUGGGGGUGGGGGUAUUUGACAAUGUUAUCGGAUCUGUCUUGGGAAAUUGUGCAUUGUGAACCACCCAGUUCCCUUGUAUUUAUUCGUGGAUGCUCUGAAUCGAGUUUACUUGUUACUAAA
Messenger RNA from Olea europaea var. sylvestris, 5054 nucleotides. RefSeq names its product protein FLOWERING LOCUS D-like. Gene Ontology annotation, molecular function: protein binding; oxidoreductase activity. Bases 232 to 2502 code for a protein of 756 amino acids. The record is from RefSeq and is a predicted model, not a curated record. The transcript has 4 exons. Lineage: Eukaryota; Viridiplantae; Streptophyta; Magnoliopsida; Lamiales; Oleaceae.